AUGACCGGACAGUGUAAAAAAAGCAGUUGUCAACGUCCGGGUUGUCUUUAUCCUGUUGAAAGCGGCAUGCAGUGCGACGAGUGCAAAGGCUGGUACCAUGAAGUUUGCACGAACUUAACGCCUGCUGCUUUCAAACGGUUCAGUAAGAAGGGUUGUGUGUGGCUUUGUCAACAGUGCUGCUCGGAUGCAAACAGCUUGCUAACCGAGGCCAUCUCACUGGUUGAUGCUGCGAAGAAGUGUUUUAGCAAGCAUAGUCGGAAGGCGUCAAACAGCACUCGAUCUGUUGACACGCAAAUCAACGUGAAGGAAACUAAGGUUAGUCCGAUGAUAAAUGACUCACGCCCGUCAAAGAAGGAAAAGCAGUCUCCAAUGGGGCCUGCCUUAAACAAAAGUUCAAGAAACGUAGGGUCUUCUGUUCUCGUCUCCCAGAUGGGAUCCAACAGGAAACACCUAGGAGCCGCAAUCGCAAGGCUCGAUCGGUUUCAAGCGGUGAAAAUAACCCGACCUUUCAGGUCGUCGACAACCCCCCAAAUUCCAACACUAGGUUUGACGCAACUGUUAUUGCUUUUACCAGCACCGUUGACGAAUGGGUACAGGUUGUAA
Molecule: messenger RNA, 603 nt
Organism: Schistosoma intercalatum
Lineage: Eukaryota; Metazoa; Platyhelminthes; Trematoda; Strigeidida; Schistosomatidae
Source: the annotation of a GenBank genome assembly